Messenger RNA from Cynocephalus volans (Philippine flying lemur), 1107 nucleotides. RefSeq names its product mitochondrial fission regulator 2 (gene MTFR2). The transcript has 7 exons. Gene Ontology annotation, cellular component: mitochondrion. NCBI's taxonomy places the organism in Eukaryota, Metazoa, Chordata, Mammalia, Dermoptera, Cynocephalidae. Gene Ontology annotation, biological process: mitochondrial fission; aerobic respiration. Bases 1 to 1077 code for a protein of 358 amino acids. The record is from RefSeq and is a predicted model, not a curated record.
AUGUCUCUCAUAUUGGAUAUCUUAAGAGAGAUGCUGGAAUAUUUUGGUGUUCCCAUAGACCAGGUUUUGCUGAUUUGGGAAAAUAAAGACUAUGGAUCAGCUCGGAGUAUUGUUCGUAUUAUUGGGAAAAUGCUUCCUUUAGAACCUUGUAGAAGACCUAAUUUUGAACUGAUCCCGCUUUUGAACUCUAUAGACUCUGAUAAUUGUGGAUCUAUGGUUCCAUCUUUUGCUGAUAUUUUGUGUGUGGCAAAUAGUGAAGAAACCAGUUAUCUCAGAUUUCGAAAUAGUAUUUGGAAAACUGAAGAGGAGAAAAUUGAAUUUUUCCGUCCUUUGCAACUAGUUUGGGAUCCAUUGUCACCUGCUGUAAGACAUAACAAACCAGUAAAAAAUGAUCUGCCUGUUAGUGAAGCUGCAGUUAAAAAAAUAGCUGCCCUUGAAGAUGAGCUAACUUUUCUUCGCUCUCAAAUUGCCGCAAUUUUGGAAAUGCAGGAACUGAAAAACAGUACAGAUUCUGGCUCCUUUGACUUGAAUGAAUUCCCCAGUGGUUUGGGGCAAAUACAGUCACCAGGGACUGCUCAGCUGAGUGUGGAACCAAAUCAGUUUCCAAGUUCAGUGCUUUCUUCUCCUCCUCCUGCACCACCGCUUCUGCCUCAGUUUUCUUCUCUUCAGCCUCCGUGUUUUCCUCCCAUACAACCAGGGUCUAAUAAUAUUUGUGACUCGGAUAAUCCAGCAACUGAAAUGAAUAAACAGCACCCAGGUGCUAGUAAGACCAAUUAUAGUCAUUCAAAAAGCCAGAGAAAUACAGAUGUUCCAAACAUGUUGGAUGUUCUAAAGGAUAUGAAUAAGGUUAAGCUUCGUGCUAUUGAACGGUCACCUGGUGGUAGACCCAUUCAUAAGAGGAAAAAACAAAAUUCACAUUGGGAUCCAGUGUCUUUAAUAUCCCAUGCACUUAAGCAGAAAUUUGCAUUCCAAGAUGAUUCCUUUGAGAAAGAAAAUAGGUCUUGGGAGUCUUCUCCGUUUUCUAGUCCGGAAACUUCAAGGUUUGGACAUCACAUUUCGCAGUCAGAAGGACAGUGAACUAAGGGAAGAACUGAGAAACACAAAUAC